Messenger RNA from Acinonyx jubatus (cheetah), 1242 nucleotides. RefSeq names its product olfactory receptor 2G3. The transcript has 3 exons. NCBI's taxonomy places the organism in Eukaryota, Metazoa, Chordata, Mammalia, Carnivora, Felidae. The record is from RefSeq and is a predicted model, not a curated record. Gene Ontology annotation, molecular function: G protein-coupled receptor activity; olfactory receptor activity. Gene Ontology annotation, cellular component: membrane. The coding region runs from base 1 to 1242 and encodes 413 amino acids. Gene Ontology annotation, biological process: G protein-coupled receptor signaling pathway.
AUGGAAAGGGCCAAUGAGAGUUCCCUGAUGAGUUUCAUCCUUCUAGGCUUCUCAGACAACCCUCGCCUGGAGUCUGCACUCUUUGUAUUAGUCCUUUUUUUCUAUAUCUUGACGCUUGUGGGGAACUUUGCCAUCAUCAUUAUAUCAUACGUGGAUCCUCUCCUCCACACCCCCAUGUACUUCUUCCUCAGCAACCUCUCCCUACUGGACCUCUGCUUCACUACCAGUCUUGCACCUCAGACCUUAGUCAACCUGAGAGGUCCGGAGAAGACUAUCACCUAUGGUGGUUGUGUGGUACAACUCUAUAUUUCUCUAGCGCUGGGCUCCACUGAGUGUAUCCUCUUGGCUGUAAUGGCUUUGGAUCGCUACAUUGCUGUCUGCAAACCCCUCCACUAUGUGGCUAUCAUGAAUCCACAGCUAUGCCAACAGCUGGCAUCCCUCUCCUGGCUCAGUGGUUUGAGCAAUUCCCUGAUCCAUGCUACUUUUACCUUGCAAUUGCCUCUCUGUGGCAACCAUAGACUCAAUCAUUUUAUUUGUGAAGUACCAGCUCUCCUCAAAUUGGCUUGUGUGGACACCACUGUCAAUGAGUUGGUGCUUUUUGUGGUUAGUAUCCUGUUUCUCCUAAUUCCCCCAGCACUCAUUCUUAUCUCCUAUGGCUUCAUAAGUCAAGCUGUGCUGAGGAUAAAGUCAGCAGAGGCAAGACACAAAGCCUUCAGCACCUGUUCCUCCCACCUUACAGUGGUGAUCAUUUUCUAUGGCACCAUAAUCUACAUGUACCUACAACCAGGUAACAGUUAUGCUCAGGACCAAGGCAAGUUUAUCUCCCUCUUCUACACCAUGGUGACCCCAACCUUAAAUCCUAUUAUCUAUACUUUAAGAAACAAAGAUAUGAAAGAAGCAUUUACCAAGAUAUGUAGUCAGUCAGCUUCUAAAUUAGUCAAACCAUCCUCUGACCCAGCUUCUGACCCUGCACCUGUUGGUGAUGAGUGGCCCCAGCAGCAUGUUAUAGCCCUGCCACCAGCCCAACCCUGGCAUGUUCAUCACCUUGUGGGGGAUGGACAGCACCAUCAGGGCAGACUUAAUCGCUGCUGUGGUCUUCCUCUGGAUCUUCCUUCUCCUCCUCAUGCUACACUACUUCUAUUGGCACAAGGGCAUGAUCCACACCAAGGCCAAGGGCAAGGAGUUUGCCUAAAGCACAGAUCCAGCCCUGCAGGAAAAUCACUCCCUCCAAGGCAAAGGUGA